This is a messenger RNA of Nicotiana tabacum (common tobacco), 708 nucleotides long. The record is from RefSeq and is a predicted model, not a curated record. Lineage: Eukaryota; Viridiplantae; Streptophyta; Magnoliopsida; Solanales; Solanaceae.
AUGCAGGAUCUUUACAGUGAUAGGGUGAUGGAGAUUGGUAGAGAAAAUAAUGGAUUCUAUCUGCUAAAGGAGAACAUAACUGUAGCUGCAACAGGUUUAUUUAUGAACAAAGGAGCAGAAAGUGAACUCUGGCACUUGAGGACGUAUGCCUUUCAGUUGAUGUCAGAAGUUGGUCUUGCAGGAGCUAAAUCAAUCUCCAUCCCAAUAGAGCUUAACCAAAAGUUAACCACUGUUGAAUAUGACAAACAUGCAGGGGUAAAUAGGGAUGAAGAAUUAGAGGACAUAGGGAGCUAUCAAAGACUCAUUGGCAAGCUGUUAUACUUGACUAUCACCAUACCAGAUCUCAGUUUUACAGUCCAGGUACUCAGUCAGUUCAUGCAGCAUCCCAAACAAUCUCAUUGGAAUGCAGUAUUGCAAGUAGUGAGAUAUGUAAAGGCAGCACCAGGCCUUGGUAUUUUGCUGGGUACAGGGCCUAUAGAUACAUUAUCUACUUAUUAUGAUUCAAACCGGGCUUCAUGUCCUAAUACCAGGAGGUCUAUCACAGGGUAUGUCAUCAAACUGGAAGACUCUUUGCUUUCAUGGAAGUCAAAAAAGCAACAAACUGUCAGUCAAAGCUCAACUAAAGCUGAGUACAGGAGUUUAGCAGCAGCAGCUACAGAAAUCACAUGGUUCUUAGGAUUGCUUAAGAAACUGCAGGUCGAUAUUUAG